AUGGAUCUCAUGAUAUGCGGCACUUGCGGCGUCCAAUUCGACAGCCACGCCGUCAAGUCAUGCAAGAUCUGCGAUGACCCGCGCCAAUACGUCGCUGAAGACGGCCAAUGGUUCACCACCCUCCGCGAGCUCCAAGACUCCAAAGAGUACACAAACACCUUCACAAAGGACAAAUUCAACUCCGCCGUCAUCGCGAUCCGCACCGAGCCCCAGCUCGCCAUCGGCCAGCGCGCCUUCCUUCUCCGCUCGCCCGGCGGCAACGUCCUCUGGGACUGCAUCACGUACAUCGACGCCGACACGUUGCGGCGCGUCAAGGCGCUCGGCGGCCUCGACGCCAUCGUCAUCUCGCACCCGCACUACUUCUCGACCGCGCUGCACUGGGCCGAGGCCUUCGGGUGCAAGGUGUACGUGUCGGCCGAGGACGGCGAGUGGCUGACGCGCCGCGGCAAGGCGCACGAGCUGUGGGAGGCGAAGACGAUGGAGUUCGUUGGCGGGGAGUUUCUGGUCGUCAAGGUGGGCGGGCAUUUUCCCGGCAGCUCGGUGUUGUUGUGGAAGAGCGAGAAGAAGCUAUUUGUGGCGGACUCGGUGAUGGUGGUGCCCAGUGGGGUAUAUCAUGUUGAUCGGCCGAAAGGGACGGCGAGCUUUGCGUUUAUGUGGUCGUAUCCGAAUAUGAUUCCGCUCUCGCCUGAUGAUGUGCAUGGAAUCUGGAAGGCGAUCUCUGCGCUGGAUUUCGAGGAUGCGCAUAGUGCAUUUCCCGGCCGCGAUGCGAGGGGCGGUGCGAAGAAGCGGCUGCUAGAAAGUGCGCAGUUGUGCGUGAAGUUCAUGGGAUACGCUAAUCAUGCCAUUCACUCCGAGAAAAUUUGA
This is a messenger RNA of Colletotrichum chrysophilum, 864 nucleotides long. RefSeq lists its product as uncharacterized. The record is from RefSeq and is a predicted model, not a curated record. Bases 1 to 864 code for a protein of 287 amino acids. NCBI's taxonomy places the organism in Eukaryota, Fungi, Ascomycota, Sordariomycetes, Glomerellales, Glomerellaceae. The transcript is spliced from 3 exons.